This is a messenger RNA of Alosa alosa (allis shad), 1326 nucleotides long. RefSeq names its product very-long-chain enoyl-CoA reductase-like. Gene Ontology annotation, biological process: very long-chain fatty acid biosynthetic process. Gene Ontology annotation, molecular function: oxidoreductase activity, acting on the CH-CH group of donors; protein binding. The transcript is spliced from 12 exons. Lineage: Eukaryota; Metazoa; Chordata; Actinopteri; Clupeiformes; Clupeidae. Bases 83 to 1138 code for a protein of 351 amino acids. The record is from RefSeq and is a predicted model, not a curated record.
CCGCGGGUUGCUCUACUUACUGCCCCCUAGAAAGCCCCCCCACUGGUCCGCUAGGGCUUUGCCACUUACUGACCUGGAAAGCAUGGCAUCUUUCGAACUUCGAGACCUCUUUACAGUUGCCCAGUUCAUCAAGGCCAGGUGCCAACACGGCCUCAAGGCUGAGACCGCAAAAGCGGAUAAAAAUUAUAUUUUCUAUGAGGUGGAGAUUCGGGAUGCCAGGACGAAGGGAAAGCUGUGUUUCCUGGAUAAGGUGGAGCCUUCUGCCACUGUUGCAGACAUGAAGAGCCUCAUUCACAAGAGCUAUCCCAGGUGGUACCCAUCCAGACAGGCCCUGAUGCUGCAUCCUGUUUCAGAUUUUUGUUGUCGUGUUCCAGAGGGAAAGGCCCUCCGAGACGAUGAGAUUCUGGUGGAUUUGCCGGUGGGCACCACAGCCACCAUCUUCUUCCAGGACCGAGGCCCUCAGCUGGGCUGGGCAAUGGUGUUCCUAGUGGAGUGCAUUGGGCCUCUCCUCAUCUACCUGCUCUUCUACUACCGCCUGCCGUACAUCUAUGGUUGGGAGUACAAGUUCACGCCCAGUCCUCAUAAAGUGGUCAGGCUAGCUUGUGUGUGUCAUUGCUUUCACUACACCAAGAAGCUGCUGGAGACGAUCUUUCUGCACCAUUUCUCUCAGGGGACCAUGUCCUUACAAAACAUAACAAAGAACUGUUUGUAUUACUGUGGACUGACAGCAUGGCAGGCCUACUAUAUCAACCAUCCACUCUACACGCCCCCCUCAUAUGGACUCCUCCAGGUGAUAUGUGCUUUUGCUGGGUUCCUGGUCUGUGAGAUUGGAAGCUUCUCCACUCACCUAGUGCUGAACAGGCUGAAAUGCAGCAAGUCCAGGCCAACUGAGAUUCCUUACCCGACACGAAAUCCCUUCACUUGGCUCUUCUUCUUUGUGUCCUGCCCUAACUACACAUAUGAGGUGGGAGCAUGUGUCAGUUUUGCUGUCAUGACUCAGUGUUUGCCAGCGGCGCUGGCGUCAUUCCUGGGGUUCGUGCAGAUGGUCCUCUGGGCCAGAGUGAAGCACCGAGCCUACAUCCACGAGUUCCCCAACUACCCUGAGCUGCGCACGGCCAUCAUUCCCCUCGUGCUCUAAUGGACGCUGGCUGCGCUUGAUGAUGAGGCGCCUAUGAUGGGGAUCUGCAUCCUUGGUCUGUUGCAGCAAUGGCUGACCAACGGACAAUCACUUCUUUAAAACCAACAGGAACUAAAUUCUUGAUUUGGCUCCUGCAGCAUUGACUGUUGCCACUGUUGACUGCAUAAAGCUUUACUGCUUAAGCGUGA